GUUUCUUGAGUCUUCUGUCUUGUCUCAUAAUCUCAUUUCUUAUUGCAAAAUUCUACCAUGGCUUCGACAACACUGACUGAGCCGAUUGUGGCACGCUCGGGUGCCUCUGUCCAUUCAAGGGAAGAAGACGAAUUUACGGAGCAGAAUGAAGAGAAUCCCCUCGAGAUCACGUCGAAUUCUUCGGUACAGGAUACGCCUAGUCAUAUGGUAGCAGAUAACCUAUUGGAAAAUAUUGGGUCGCACGAUGGCCAUCCAGAUGAACCUCCCCCGCCUUACGAAGAGCCUAUCCACGAUGCAAAUCCACCCCAAAUCGUGCCCGUAGAAUACAGCUGCGAAAACCGUCCACAGUUACUCGCAGCAUCUCAAUCCGAAUUCCCAGAGGCUCUCGAACCACCUCCGCGAAAUCCCGCAAGACUAAGUAGAGACCUCUCCGGUCUUCCACCAAUAUCCCUAGGAGUCCUACGAAGCCCGGACGAUGACACAUUAUAUCCAGCUCCACUCCAGAUAAGACCAAGUUCUGCCAAUGGAGGCCAAACGCCAGGAAUGGAGUUCGCGCAGAGAAGUGCCACGUUCUCUUCUGCAAAGGCUCGCGAAGCUGGAUUCGAGGUCCUGCCCCCGCGCUCCCCGCAUCGGACCGAUUCGAAUUCUAGUUUUCCUAGCAUAACUAUGGUGUCGUCGACAGAGACAUUGAGACACACUAGAGAACCAGGGAAGCUGACGGCGUAUCUGAUUCCAUUCCCCAAGCCACGGUUAAAGGGCGUCAGGGUAGAGGAUAUCCCCGAUCGCUUUCUUGUAUAUACCCCAACUCCCCCACCACUCUCAAAGCCGGCUCCUGGUGAGAAAGAGAGCCAUUGGCACAAGACUCAGAGACAGUGGCAAGAGGAUGUCCGGAAGGCGAUGAUGAGCAAUGCAUCCAAGGCCACCUGGAAAGGCCUGAAAGCAAGAACGACCAUUUUGAUCGGCAAAGGAGUGAAUUUGACCAAGUCUACACAACUCGAAUUCCUGGAUAGGGUCUCAGAAGGAGCUAUCACGGCGACAGUGGAUGAAACAAAUCCGCUAGAGCUGACCGACGCCAUCACAACACCUUCAACAGAACAACCACCAACACUCACUCCUAAUGGCGUCGAAACUACCCCCUCGACACCUCUACGAACGGAAUCAACUACUUCAAUAGAAAAAACCAAGAAGACUAAGGCCCUGGAAGAACUAACCCUAAUAUACCCUCCUACUCUUCCCCUCGACCCUGAACGAAUCCGCUCUGAAUUCGUCGACUCCCUUCUCCGCACACGCGACAAAUCCCGCCGAGACGCCGUUGUCGCGUCCUCCCUCUUCCCCGUCGCUGCUGCCAUUGAUGCUUCCCUUCUCAUUACCUUCGGAGGGUUAAUGGAAGUUUCAGGCGUAUGGGCAUACACGUCCAUCAAAGGUGCUGUGACAAGUAAGAAAAUGACGCAAGGCCUAGCUCGCGGCGAGGAAUAUGCGAAAGAGAAAGCAAACGAAGAAACUAAAAUUGUAGGCUGCACAUGCGGUCUACAUGAACAAACAUUCGGAUGCCAACACUCUGUCACCGUUUCCAAUAAAGGCAAGGGUAAGGGCAAGGGCAAGGGCAAGGCAAAGAGACAGGGCAUCAAUCUCCGCAUGCAGCAGUCGCCCAAGCUUGAAGUCCUACGUCGAUAUCUCGAUCUCGCAUGUCUAAAGAAAGAAUUCAUUAUGUUUCCACAACUUGAUGAACUCGCUGGAGAUGUUGAUGAUGGUGCUGUGUUACAGGCCAUUGGGUGGCAGCCUACACGAAGAGCUGGGAGAGACCUAGAAAUGGAGUAUAAGGGCAGGAUUGAGACAUUGACACCAGAGCAGGAUGAGCAGUGGCAAAUUAGAGAGGCGAAGGAUGAUGUUAGGAGGAUUAUGAAGAAAGGGGCGAAAGAGUGGAUUGAGUUUUGCAAGCAGUUUCAGAAGGAUCAUGUUGCGGCUUUGAAGAAGUAAGGGUCUGGAGGUGGAUAUGUUUUGUGGUUGGCCUAGAUGGAUAUUUUGGUGAAGGAUUCUGGAAUAUAUUAUUGAUACCUCUGUUAUAUGAAA
Messenger RNA from Lindgomyces ingoldianus, 2070 nucleotides. RefSeq lists its product as uncharacterized. NCBI's taxonomy places the organism in Eukaryota, Fungi, Ascomycota, Dothideomycetes, Pleosporales, Lindgomycetaceae. The coding region runs from base 58 to 1977 and encodes 639 amino acids. The record is from RefSeq and is a predicted model, not a curated record. The transcript has a single exon.